GCGGCUGAAGUUUCUUGUGUCUUUUUGCUGUGAGAGUGUGAUGAAGUGAAGGAACAGAGGAGAGCUGCAGCUGGAGAGAGAGCGGAAGGAAGAGCUGAUUACAGAGAGAUCUGGACCGAGACACAGUCCGGAGAUUUCCCUCGCUCGCGAGCGCGCGCGUGUGCGUGCGUGUGUAUGUGUGUGUAUGUGUGUGUAUGUGUGUGCUCUGUACACACUCCUGCGGUCUGAUCCUCACUAGAACACACAGAUUUGACCCACAGCGCGGUGUCCAGUCUCGGGCUCCGAAUCGCGGCUCAGAACAGUCUCUCAACUUUUACAGUAAAAGAGAGAAAAGUCGACAGACAGUUGGAGGUUCAGGUGUGAGAUGGCGAGUGAGGACGUGGAGGCGAGUGAAGCAUUUCCUGUAGAGAGAGACAGUGUGGGUGUGGAGGAGGAGGAGGAGAGCCAGGACCCGGGAUGCUGUGAGAGGUUCCACAGGUUAGUGUCCAGGUGGAUGCUGCCCGAGGACCUGCGGGAGACCUAUCUGGAGAGAGCGAACUGCUGCCCGCCGCCCAUCUUCAUCAUCCUCAUCAGCAUCGGAGAGCUGGCGGUGUUUAUUUAUUAUGCGGUGUGGAAGCCUCAGAAGCAGUGGAUAACUCUGGAUGAAGGAAUCUGGAGAAGUCCAUUAACGUAUAAACCUGAUGAGCGUGAGGAGGCGUGGCGUUUCCUCUCCUACAUGUUCGUCCAUGCCGGUGUUCAACACAUCCUCGGGAACCUGAUUCUCCAGCUGCUCCUCGGGAUCCCGUUAGAACUGGUCCAUAAAGGGUUUGAGGUGGGGAUGGUGUACCUCGGUGGCGUUCUCGCAGGAUCAUUAGCGAGCUCUAUCUUUGACCCGUACAGCGCCCUGGUCGGAGCUUCAGGAGGAGUUUAUGCCCUGAUUGGAGGUUACUUCAUGAACGCUGUGGUGAACUUUAGAGAGAUGAUUCCUCUGCUCGGAAUUUUCCGCAUCACCGUCAUCAUCCUCAUCGUGGGCACAGACGUGGGCUUCGCUCUUUACAGACGUUUCCUGAGUGACGCAGCAGGACUGAGGGUGUCGUUUGUGGCUCAUAUCGGUGGAGGAAUUGCAGGAAUGACCAUCGGCUACGUGUUCUUCAGUAACUACAACCAGAAACUCCUGCGAGAUCCUCGCUUCUGGUUCUGCAUCGUGGGCUACAUCGUCUUCCUGCUCUUUGCCGUCUUCUUCAACAUCUUCCUGUCUCCGGCUCCUCGCUGAUGGAGCACUGGAGCCGAGACGGAAACCUCGCGGUGUCUGACCCUCAGUCAGGAACCGAGUGUUCACGCAGAUCCUUAGGUCAAACGCUGAGAAAUUAAAGACUGGAAGAACAAAACCUUCACAUUAAUGUCAUUUGAGAUUUCAGGCUUGUUACAGGACAUGAGGACCGCGUGGAACUUUAGCCAGUUUUUUAAUAUUUAAUAUUUCAUUUUACAGGAAAACCUGACGUUAUUUACGGUGCUUUAGAUUUUAUAUAGAAUUUUUUCAGGGGUUUUAAAGGUUUUUACAAAGGUUUUUUAAUUUAAUUUUUCAUAAAGUCAACCAUUACAUACAUUUGUCUAGUCCGUGUGUGUGGAGUGUGUAUGCUGUACAUGUCCCUGUUGCUAUGGAAACAAUAAGGUAUCAGAGUGAGUACAUUAAUAUAAAGCUGCACUACUGUCAGAGCUGCUGUUAGAGAGAAUUAAUCAACACCUGAUCCACCAAUCAGAGAGCAGGAUAUAAUAAUAAUAAUAAUAAUAAUAAUAAUAAUAAUAAUUAUUAUUAUUAUGUAUUAUUAUAUUAUUACUAGUGCACUAAAGUGUGCAUUAUUAUUAUUAUUAUUAUUAUUAUUAUUACAUAUAAUAAUAAUAAUAAUAAUAAUAAUAAUAAUACACAUUUUAGUGCACUAGUGUGUGGUUUGGGACACAGCCAGACAGAAGCACUUGGAGGUCUUGGUGUAUGACUGAAUGUGAUGAGGUUAAGGCUCUUGGUUGUUGAUCAGAAGAUCAGGGUUCAAUCCCCAGCACCACCAAGCUGCCCCUGCUUGGCCCCUGAGUGAGGCCCUUAACCCUCUGUACUCCAGGGGGUGCUGUACUAUGACUGACCCUGCACUCUGACCCCAUCUUCCAAAAAGCUGGGAUAUAAUAAAAGAAUUCACCGUGCGGUAACCUGAUGUACGGCAAUAACAAAACCUUCACAUGUUCACAGUUUUACUGACUGAAGUCCAUCAGCUGAGACCUACAUGCUAAUGUAGCUAACCACAUAGCCUCCAGUUUAGCAUUGUGUGUGUGUGUGUGUGUGUGUGUGGUGUUCAUCAGGAAAAUAGACUUGAUUUCACUCUAACUCAGGUGUUUGUGUUUGUGUGUGUGUGUGUGUUUUGGAUUCCACUGAUCUUUUAUCAGAUAUUAAUCCUGAACAUUAUGAAAUUAUCUGGAAUCAGGUCACAUUUGUGGUUAUUGUUUGUUUAUUGAUUGUGUUUAUUAUUGUUUGUUUUUUGUGCUUUUACCUUCAGGGAAAUAUUUACAGGGUUUUUGUGUGGAAUUGUUAGAAACCUGUUAUUUGUGAAGUUCACGUGUAUUUUUCAUUAAAAGACAUUUUCUAACUUUAAAA
Hemibagrus wyckioides is the source of this 2620-nucleotide messenger RNA. It is a transcript of the gene rhbdl2, whose product is annotated as rhomboid, veinlet-like 2 (Drosophila). The transcript has 8 exons. The record is from RefSeq and is a predicted model, not a curated record. Gene Ontology annotation, cellular component: membrane. The coding region runs from base 365 to 1252 and encodes 295 amino acids. NCBI's taxonomy places the organism in Eukaryota, Metazoa, Chordata, Actinopteri, Siluriformes, Bagridae. Gene Ontology annotation, molecular function: serine-type endopeptidase activity.